AUGCCAGGCUUCCUGCUACAUGGUCCACUGGUAAGGCUGUGCAUGGGCCUCACAUGUGUCCUGUCCCUUUACAAUACAGAGUCUGCCUUUAAAGGGGAAGCCAAGAAGGAAAAUGUCAUGACCUUCCUACUUACAACAUUGCCUGGCCUCAGAGGAGACGAGAGUAGAGAAAAGGGGGUCGCUUUUCUGGAUACCACAGAACUGCCUGCAAUGUCGGUUGAUCUGUCUGCGCUUAACCUGACAGAGCUGGUGAACGGGAUGCUGAUCAGAGCUUUAAAAGAUAGCAAGCAAUUUUUCUCCUUGCUAAGUGUUACUUCCUACAGCUCCUUUGCCUUCCACAAGUUUUCUGUGGCCAUUUACAAUAUUUCUAACCUGAAGACUGUGGACCCGGCCAAAUUCCCCUCACGGUACUGCUACUGCUUAAACAACCGGACCAACGAUUUAUCAGAUUUCACAGCCCUACUGGUGGACAUCAUUGGAAAUUCUACCAGCUACCUCACAGAGAUUUUAAAGUCACCCUCCAUCCUCUCAGUGAGUCAAGUGAAUGAAUCUGACUGCAUCUUCAUCUGUGUGAUGUCAGGAAAGUCAGGAAGGAAUCUUUCUGACUUCUGGGAGAUGGCGGAAAAAUCUCCUGUUAUCAAUUACACAUUUACCAGCAGCAUGUCUGGUGUUCUGGGUGAGUCUACCAGGGGGACGGCCCUGACUUCACAGCUCACACCCACAAGCCGGCAAACACUACCAAGGACAAGCCCCCCACGUGGAUCCCAGAACGCUGGAGUGUCUGCUCUGAGAAGCUCUCCCAGGACAGAGACGACUCCUCCUUCACAGGGAGAGCAGACCAUGAACACAAACAAGCAUGCUAAGGGUCACAGCAGAGCCCCGGCCGCCCUGGACGGCGCCUCUCCCACCCUCUCAGACUGGGCUACCGGGAAGGUGGCUGGAAUUCCAUGGGUGACAGCCCGCAGGCAGGCAUGGGCUUCCACACUACCUGUGCCCUGGGCUCAGGCCACCAGUGAGAAAACACCUGGAGGUCUUCCCUGGGAAACACGUUCCUCCCCGCCGACGUCUCCUGCAGAGGCCGAGAAGGCCACGAACACACGGAACUUUUCCGAGACUCCUGCCAGGACAGCGGCCAUGCCUGACAGCCCACCAGGGACCAGCCCAACCUCAGGCCCAUUCACCCCUGGCACACAGACUCCAAGUCCCACCAAGGCUCCGGCCCCCAGAUAUCCACAGGCAGGUGAUCUCCCUGCUGCGUGGCCCUUUACCCCUGGAGAAGAGCCAGUGCUCGUCCCAGGACCCCACCAGGCUUCAAGGUGUCCUGAGCCGCUCCUCAAGGAGGCGGCCACGACCUCUGCUCCUCUCACGCUGGCCGUCCAGAAGCUCAACCCUUGCCUGAUGGAGCUGUGCCGCUUUUUCCAGCAAUGCCUCUGCAUGAGCCAGAAGAGAGACCCCAGGAUGGAGGCAGUGAGGUAUUGUCUUGAAUACUAUUCCUGGUUUCUGAAGAAUGCAACAUACAUCUGUCAGAGGGUGAAAAGGGUGUUCCACUCACACAGUAAGUACACAGCCGGACUGUAUUGUAAAUCGUGUUCUAUGAAAAGGUUCUAGAACUCUGAGUGAUGUUCCUGCCUUAGCACGGG
Orcinus orca (killer whale) is the source of this 1640-nucleotide messenger RNA. It is a transcript of the gene HHLA1, whose product is annotated as HERV-H LTR-associating 1. The coding region runs from base 1 to 1608 and encodes 535 amino acids. The transcript has 15 exons. The record is from RefSeq and is a predicted model, not a curated record. Lineage: Eukaryota; Metazoa; Chordata; Mammalia; Artiodactyla; Delphinidae.